Molecule: messenger RNA, 4956 nt
Organism: Purpureocillium lilacinum
Lineage: Eukaryota; Fungi; Ascomycota; Sordariomycetes; Hypocreales; Ophiocordycipitaceae
Source: RefSeq, a predicted model, not a curated record
AUGGCCGUAGCAGCGGCGCUUCGCAUGUUCCCGGGCAUCGUGUUCGACCCUCGCGAGCCGGUGCCUCCCCGCUUUGCUCACCUCGUUGACAAUCGCGACGACGACGCUGGCAUCUUUGGCCGUUGGAAUCGCGACCGGAACCCGUGGGGAUUGGGUGAUGGUGGGGUUGGUGGCGGUGGUGGUGGUGGACGAGGGGAAGAUCGUGGCUUCGUCCACCUCGCGCGGGUCGGCCCGCACCAUGGCCCGCACCAUGGCGGCAACGAUCGAUACGGCCAGCAUCGUCGUAUAGAUCCCUGGGCACCGGAACCACACAUCAGGCCCCACGAGCCAGCGCACGAGUACGAGCGGCCGCAACAACCGCGACAGGGCUUCCUCCCGCCGCUGUCCUCGUCUGUCAAGGUCCAGGUCGUCCAUGACACGGCAAAGUUUACCGUCACGCACGUGUUUUGGAACCGCGCCGACACCAUCAAGCAAGGGACAUACCAAUUCCCUCUGCCGCUCGAUGCGACUGUGACCGAGUUCAACUGUCGCAUCGGCGUGAACAGGGUAAUUCGCGGCAAAGUCAAGGGCAAAGAGGAAGCUCGCCGCGACUUUGACAAUGCCGUCCGCCAGGGCCGGACCGGCGGCCUGGUUGAGCAGCAGACGGCCGAGAUCUUCACCAUCAACCUCGCCAACAUCGAGGCCAACACCAAGAUGCGCGCUGAGCUGUCUUUCAUGUGUCUCCUCAAGCACAGGACGUCGAACAACCGCGACGUCUUUACCCUAACGGUGCCGACCUUCAUCGCCCCUCGAUACGGCGACGUGCCCCACGGCGUCGCAGUGGAACAGGAGAAUAGCCACUGGUUGAACUUCGAGGCGGAUAUUCUUACUGCCGACGAGCUCAUCACUGUCAACAGCGACACGCACAACAUCCGGUUCGAGAGAGCCGCCGGACAGCGCGCAUGCCAGACCUGGGACGACUUUGUCAUGCGCCGCGACGACGCAGAAAUGAGCCAAAAGACGGGGAGGAUUCAGCUCGAGGACGGCCGCACCAGUCUUGGCAAGGACUUGGUUAUUACCAUUACCACGGCUCAGUCUGAAAACAGGGAGAACCCGCUCGCGUGUGUCGAGGUCCACCCGGAUCUAGACAACCACAAGGCGGUGAUGCUCACCCUCCCAUCAGAAUAUCUCCUCACAGGAGAAGGGUUUUCUCACGACGGUGAGAUUAUCUUCGUCGCCGACCGUUCGGGCUCCAUGACGGACAAAAUUGAGAGCCUCAAGUCGGCGAUGCUGUUCUUCAUCAAUGGCAUUCCUGAGAAUCGCCCAUUCAAUAUCUGGUGCUUUGGCAGCGAGUGCGAGUACAUGUGGCCGCGCUCCAAGGGGCUUACUGAGCAGACCCGGCAGGAAGCCAUCAACUACGUCCAACGCAACUUUGCCGCCGACAUGGGCGGCACCGACAUUCUCCCUGCCUUGAAGAAGAUUUACGAGUCAAGGGGCGGCUAUCACACCCUCGACGUUGUCGUGCUGACCGACGGCGCCAUCUGGGGUCCGCAGGAAACCAUUGACUAUGUCAAGGAGAAGAGGCUCGUCAGCGAGGGCCUCUUCCGCUGCUUCGCCCUGGGCAUCGGCUACUCGGUGUCUCACGAGCUGGUCGAGGGCCUGGCAAAGGCCGGCGGCGGCUACGCCGAGGUCAUCACCAAUGUCUACGGCGGCGGCUGGGAAGAUAGAGUCGUUGCGGUCCUGAAAUCCGCUCUGGCAGGCCACGUGGGCAGCGUCGAGAUGCAGCUCGAAUGGCACGGGGAAGACGGCCAAGAGCUUGUCCAACCUCCCGUGUCCUUCAAGCAGUCCCCCGCCGACAUCUCCGCCAUCAGCCCCUUUAUCCGCAACCGCGUGUUUCUGCUCUUUGACUCCGGCGUGCAGACGGCGCAGCUUACCGCCGUGAAACUCAACAUCAGAGUACCGGGCAGUGAAGCCGUGACCAAACGAGUGUUACCGAAGCGCCUCCUACAGCCGGACGCCACCCUGCACAAAUUAGCUGUCCGGGCACUGCUCGGCGACCUGGAGCGAGGCGAGAGCUGGCUGCAUCGUCGCCGGGGCGGCGUCGACGAUGCCGUCGUUCGCCAGGAGGCCAUUGACUUGGGCAUGAAGUGGUCGCUCGUGUCCAAGUGGACGAGUCUGUACGCGGUCGAAGAGGAGACUGCAGAGCCACUGGACAUCGAGAUCCCGGACCUUGAGCCGUCUGAUGACGACAACGACGUGCUCCUGCGAGCUCGUGGCGGCGCAAACCAGAACGCUGGUCUGCUGGGACCCGGGGCGACUGCUGGUCGAGGUGGCACUGAGAGCGACCUCGUCUCGGACAGUGAGGAGGAUGACGUCCAGUCGACUCGCGAUGACCGGUCGGACAGUGGGUCUGACGACGCGGACGAUGGAGAUCACGGGCCGGAUGGUGGGGCCGGCGCCGCCGGCCAGCAUGGCGACGGCUCCGGUACAGGUGGGGCCGAUGGGGGACCGGACGGCGACAACGGCGCUGGCCCCGACGCCGCUCCCGACAAUUUCCCUGAUGGUGCUCCUGGUGGCCACCCUGACGAGGCUCCUGAUGGUCCCGGCGAUCGUGGAUCUGACGACGCGGAGUCGCCAAUGUACGACCAGGACGCCAUCCAGAACCUCACUGGAGGCAACGCCGACGCUUUGAACGCACCCAUGGAAGUCAGUGACAACGAUUGGGAAUCGGCGUCUGAGGCGCCCCGAACGAACUCGCAAAUCCACCGCGAUAUGGGCAUGUGGCAGCGAGGCGUGGCGGCGACCGCCGGCCUUGUGCAGCACCAGCGCGCCAGGUCUAGGACCAGAUCGCGGUCCAGGAGUCGGUCGAGGUCGCGAACCCGCCAAAGAAACCACUCUGGCGCCCGCGCUACCGUCCAGGGGACUGCCGCUCUCGGCGCCGCCGUCGUGGCUGCCGGUUUAGCCGCACCAGCAUCCGCGUGGCGAACACGCAGCGGCGGCUUCAGAGACAGGGACCGCGCGAGGUCGAGGUCUUCCAGUCGUCGCAGGAGUUCUCGCUUGAGUCGGAGCCCGGAGAACCCGGCUGUCACCCUCAGAACAUUUGCGCGUGUAGACUGGAUCGAUGACCUCUCCAGCACUGGCUCGGCCAACAGCACGAACAUGGACUGCGAGUUUGGCUCAGCGCCGCCCGCGGACAACCCGUUUGCACCGUCGGGACAGGCUUCCGACGCGUGGGAGUCGACGGCGAGCAAGGAGAAGCCGCUCCCGGACAGCUCCAGCCCCUAUCCGUGGUCCUCCAACCCCGCAGCGAGCAGGUCAACCAGGACUACUACGAGUGCCUUCUCGGCAGGUAGCUCCCUUUUCACGAGAGCAAAAGGGACGUACGGUCUAAAGAAAGCAAAGUUGGCCACCGGCGCCGGCAGCGCGGCCAUUCCUGAAGCCAGCCGCGCCAGCCGGGACGCCGCGCGGGCAGCUGCAAGGGGUGCAUCGCUGUACACCGCCCCGUCAGACUUCCUGAGUGCAGCUACCGCGCCGUUGCCUGCGGCUAGGCACGGCAGCAUGGUCGACCCGACCAGCUUGAGCCACUCGUCGUCGCCCGGCGAGGCAACCGCGCGACCCAGCAGCCGAAGCGAAAAGGAGCGCGAGGCUCUGAGACUGUUCGGGUCGAGGGCAUCCAGAGACACCACCACGUCGACCACGUCUACCGCGUCCCAGGCGUCCUGGUUUCCCAGCACUGGGCCCUCCCUAGCGCCCCCGACUCAGUCGGCCAGCCCGGGGGCCGCUGCGCCUCCCGCCCCUCCGGCGAUGCCCCCGACCCUGUAUCCACCUUCUUCUUCGGCGGCCAGCCCAGGUAGAUGGGGGGCGCUCUUGCAGCGAAUGCCUCCAUCCACGUCUCCGAGCACCACUUCAAUGACCCUGGACUCAGAUGUGUAUCCGUCGUCGAUAUCCCUGGGCUCAUAUGCGUACCCGGCGUCGAAUAUCGCGAACCCGUCGUCGCAGCAGUCCAUCACGCAACAGCCCAUGAUGCAGCAGCCCGUUAUACAGCAGACGCAUCAGCAGUCGUUCUCGCCGUCGUUUUUGCGUUCUUCGGAGCAGCCAACGUAUCCCAGUGCUCCGCCUCCCAGUGCUCCGCCUCGACAGAGCUCGAUAGGUUCUGACGACUCUUGGAACUUCCAGUCCUACUCGACACCAGAUCCAGCAUCCCUGACGAUGGGUUCGGACCCGUUCUUUGGCGCGGCCCCUCCCACGGCGCGCAACCCGACCGGGUCCCAUGGCGGGGGUCAUGUCCCGCGGGCUUCUGCACCCCCGUUAAGCUUUGCCACGUCGCAGGACAGCUAUGCGGGGGGCAACUAUUCACCGUCGGCGUGGGAUGCGUCCCCCUCCAUGCCUCCCGUGAUGAGGGUGUCUCGGCCGGUAAGCAGCUACCCGGAAACGCCGUCCUUGGUCGGCGAGCCGCAGACGGCGUCGGCGCCCGUGUUCAACCCGCCGGCGUCGACGUUCUUCAUGGACAGCGGGCGGUCGGCACCCAAGACGGAGGAGGAGCUCGCGGCGGAGCGGUUCGUGCGGGACAUUCUCACGUUCCAGCGGUCGGACGGCAGCUUCCACUUCCGGGACGACGAGGAGCUCAAGGGGAGCCUGGGGCCGUCGCUCUUCGGGGUGGUGACGGCGCUCCGGCGGUACCUGGCCGGGGACAAGUGCCCGGAGCCGACGAAGCGCCUGCUGGCGGUGGCGGCGGCGGUGGUGGCGCUGCUCGAGGAGCAGUUUGCGGCAUGCCGGGCGCUGUGGGUGCUCAUGGCGGGCAAGGCGACCGACUACGUCACCAGGAACGCGAGGCACGGGCGGGCGGGCAGGCAGCUGCUGGAGGAGGCGAGGCGCAACGUCAAGGGGAUGGGCCAGGUCAUGGGCGAGGUGAGGGACGUGCAGGCGCGGGCCGAGGACGUGAGCGUGUUGACGAGCGCGCCGAUUGUGUCACUGUGA